UUGUUUGCUUCUGCUUUCUGUAGUUUUAUUUUGAAAAGACAGCUAAGGACACAACCGGAAGUGCGCCCCACAGUGUACUUCACCGAUUGGCUAGCGGCGAAAUUUGAAAUGCUACGCGCUCGAUGUUGCGUUGGCUGCUGAAGGAUGAGGGUGAAGCAGUUAACCGCUUCGCAAGGAAAAGAAAAAGAACAUUUCAGUAACUAAAAAAAAAAAAAGAACAAAUCUUUUGGCAUUUCUAGAGUCUUCCAUUCCUCCAGGAAACCAUGGACACUUCGGCGUUCAGCCUUCAAGGCUUUUUUGAUAAGCUGAGGACUCAGAUUGACCUUCUCAAUGACAACAUUGAGCCCAACUUCAUUCAGAUGGCUCGAAACUUUGAUGACUGCCGCCGCAAAUGGCUGAACACCGAGCAGGAGCUGGGGGCCAUCAAGGAGAUGCUGAGAACCGCAGAGAUGGAGAGGGGGGCGCUGGAGGUCAAACUGAAACACGCCCGCAACCAAGUCGACGUGGAGAUCCGGCGGCGGCAGAAGGCCGAGUCCGACUGCGACUCUCUGGACCGUCAAAUUCAGUUGAUCCGGGAACUUUUGACCAGUGAGGGGUCCUCCAACAGCAUCCAGCUGAGUGCGGAGCAGCGAUCUGCGCUGGCGUUCCUUCACACUAACGGUCAAGGGGCGACCAACCUGAAUUCCAGUCGAAGACUCGUGACCAUAGAUGAGUCCGCCUCUAUCUUGUCAGAUAUCAGCUAUGACAAAACCGACGACUCUCUUGACUGGGACUCCUCCGCGGUGAGGACAGUGCGCCUCAAGAAACGAGAAAAAAGGCGCUCCUCAAGAAAUCAAGUGGAUGGACCUCCAUCAUCUGCUAAAAGGUCUCGAUCUACAGGCAGAGCUGCAGAAAGGGCCAAUGAGACCCUCGUCACAACAACAACUGUCACCGUCCCUGCGAACGGGGGGCCUGUGGAGGCAGUUUCUACCAUUGAAACUGUUCCGUAUUGGACUCGAAGCAGGAGAAAGACGGCUGCCAUCCAGGAGGACUCUGAAUCUCUCAGGUCUGAGGACGUUUUUAAAGCGCCGGCUAACCCCGAUGGAGACCCCAGAGCCGAGCCCAGCACUCCACAGAGCAAGGGAGCCGUCCGUCCGCAUGAGUUUGUCUCUAAAACCGUCAUUAAGCCUGAAUCCUGCGUGCCGUGUGGAAAAAGGAUCAAGUUUGGCAAGAUCUCGCUGAAGUGUCGGGACUGCCGGGUGGUGUCGCACCCUGAAUGUCGAGAGCGGUGUCCCCUCCCAUGCAUCCCCAAUCUGGGAGGCACGCCAGUCAAAAUUGGAGAAGGCGUCCUUUCAGACUACGUUCCAGACUCUUCACCAAUGAUUCCUUCCCUCGUGGUCCACUGCAUCAGUGAGAUUGAACAAAGAGGCCUGCAUGAGGCUGGCUUGUACCGGCUGUCUGGUGCCGAUCGGACGGUAAAGGAGCUGAAGGAGAAGUUUCUCCGCAGUAAAACCGUUCCUGUGCUCAGCAAGGUGGACGAUAUCCACGCCAUCACGGGCCUCCUGAAGGACUUUCUGAGGAACCUGAAGGAGCCUCUUCUUACCUUCCACCUCAACCGAGCUUUCAUGGAUGCCGCCGAAGUUUCGGACGACGACAACAGUAAAGCUCUCAUGUACCAAACAAUCACCGAGCUACCGCAGCCUAACAGAGACACGCUGGCUUUCCUGGUCCUUCACCUGCAAAGAGUUGCAGACAGUUUGGACACCAAGAUGGACAUCAGUAACCUGGCUCGGGUUUUUGGACCAACCCUUGUUGGCCAUGCAGUUCCCAACCCAGACCCAAUGACGAUUCUGCAGGAUACCAAACGACAGCCUAAAGUUGUUGAGCGGCUGCUGAGUCUGCCGGUCGAUUACUGGGCUCAGUUUGUGAUAUCAGAGACCGAACAGCCAAACUUGGAUCAACUGAUCAUCGAGAACGCCAACUGCUACGCCACCCCCGAGAGAAUGAGCAUUCUCGGACCUCUGACCACUCCAGAGCACCAGCUAAGCAAAACCCCCUCCUCCAGCUCGUUGAGUCAGCGCAUGAGGUCCACGCUGACUCCCAGAUUUGGCAGUAAAAGCAAAUCGGCUGUUGGGUUUUCUCACCAAGGAAAGUUCUUCUCCUCUCCACUCCUCAAAUAAGACACAACACAAUAAACGGAUCGGCUUUUCUUACAAAAACUUUGUUUCAAAACAUGUUGAAUUGUGGAUUUUGAUUGUUUUGUGUUUUUUUAAGUUUAAGUUUUAUCCGUACACACCAGCACACCAUUACCGUUGUUGCAUUUGCUCAACGGUGAAGAAGUUUCACUUCAGGUCAGAACACACAGGAAUGUACCAUUUUCAAGGAGAUGCGUUUGUCCAUUAAUGUACUGUAUCCACAGCUUCCAUAUGCAAACAUUUCAGUUCUUCAGCUCAUGUCUUACUCAGAAGCUGAAGACGUCACUUUUUUGGCAUUUCAUUAUGGAAGUAAUCGAAUGUGCAUGAUUUAAUUGUUUCGAUGUUUGUAUUUCUUACUUUUUUUUGUUCAUUUGGAUUGUCCUCUUUAGCCAGUGAUUUGUUAUGAAAAUGCUUUUAGAAUUAUUUACUCAAAAACUAUUGUCAUGCAUCCACAUUUGGACCUCCAGUAGGUUUCUUUUGUGAGCUGGGCAUUUUUAUUUUUGUCCCAGAAAAUGGCCAAAAAAACUUAAAUGUUUGCACUGCAGGCCAGACAUUAGCUUCAUCUUCCUCCUCUGGUGUUUAUUUCUCCUUGUAAUGUUUGUACUGUGGGCGGCUGAUUUGGAGGAAUCCCAUGGAAAAGGCAAUUAUUUUGUUUAAGCCAGUUCGGUCAUUGAGGCAUUAUUUGGUUGUUAAUCAACAGGUUUUAAACAGUCUGCUCUCUAAAAUGCAUGUAACUUAUAAAUACAUUUCAGACCCUA
Molecule: messenger RNA, 2932 nt
Organism: Oryzias melastigma (Indian medaka)
Lineage: Eukaryota; Metazoa; Chordata; Actinopteri; Beloniformes; Adrianichthyidae
Gene: racgap1
Product: Rac GTPase activating protein 1
Biological process (GO): signal transduction
Source: RefSeq, a predicted model, not a curated record